Molecule: messenger RNA, 17484 nt
Organism: Xyrichtys novacula (pearly razorfish)
Lineage: Eukaryota; Metazoa; Chordata; Actinopteri; Labriformes; Labridae
Source: the annotation of a GenBank genome assembly
AAUCAUCACACUCGCCAGGAGGAUUCGCGUUAGCACGUUUGUACUGCCUGAGCUCCAGUGUUUGGCUUGGCUUGACAAGUUUACCCGGACGAUCAUGGGGGUUAGGAGUGUGUAGUUAGUUCACACACCGAUACACAGUUUCAGCCUUUUUUCCUGCGUGUUUCUUCCACUCUUGGGAUUUGAAGUGGGUUUUUUGGCAAAUGUAGGAGCUCGAGACGUUUGAGAUUCCCCCCCCUGAGAGAGAUUGAAAAGCCGGUUUAAGAGGCAGACACGACCGUUAAAGAUGAACAGCCUGUCUUUUGACGAUCCUUCACUGGAUACUCUGGAUCCAACUCUGUCGCUCAAUGAUCCCAGCGACAUAGACACGGCUCUUCUGAGCGACAUUGACGGUAAGAAACGUCUGAAAGAGCUAAUCCAGUCAUGUUAAUAACAGUGCGUGGUGACUGGGAGCUACCUCCAUGUGUGUUUAAACCUCACUUACCGGGACUUUAUGUCAGUUUAUCUAGUCUGUCUGUCUGUUUUUAUCUUGUAGCAUUUAAAGUCUGUUACUGCAGCGGUGGAGCUAAGCUAAACGGUUAGGCUAACGUGCUGCUAAAUGGUCGCGAGCGUGCCCCGCCCCCAGCCUGCUCUACACACACAUACACACACUAGGAGGUUACUGCCGGUCAUUCCUCUGUGCUGGGUUCAUAGUGCCUCAGGUGACCGAAUUAACACAAUUUAAUAUUGAUAAAUAUCAGGAGAUAAAAGGAUUCAUUAGGAAAAUGAACCUUUUUCUUGAUUUUUCUCUCAACAGUGCGGUUUUAGUAUCAUUGAUUUCCUUUUUUAAUUUCAAUUUUUUCAUUUAAUUUUAUUUUUUUAUGAAAGCAGUAAUACGACGAUUUUUAUGAUGACAAUAAUACUUAAAACCACAUUAAGAAAAAAAAAUAGACUUUAAGAUUAAAGUCCUUAAUUUGCAAAAAUAAAGUCAUUACUAACAAGAAUAAAGUCGUACAUAAAUCACUACUUACCAGAAUAAAGUCUUAAUCAAGUAAUUACUUAGCUACGAGAAUAAAGUCUUUAUAAAAUCAUCACUUACAAGAAUAAUGUCAUAUUAAAGUCAUUACUUACCAGAUAUAAGUCAUACUUAAGUCAUUACCUACAAGAAUACAGUCGUACUAAAAUCAUUACGAGAAUAAAACCAAGUUAUUACUUAGCUACGAGAAUAAAGUUGUACUAAAAUUACUUACGAGAAUAAAGUCGUACUAAAAUCAUUACUUACAAGAAUAAAGUCGUUAUAAAGUAGUUGCUUAGCUACAAGAAUAAAGUAGUACUAAAAUCAUUACUUGCGAGAAUAAAGUUGUUGUAAAGUAGUUACUUAGCUACGAGAGUAAAGUCAUAAUAAAAUCAUUAUGAUAUAUGAUAAUGUGGUGCUGAUGUGCCAAAAGAUGAAGUACCUCCUUGUUAAAGAAACCUUUAUUGAAGUACAUUUUCACGAAAUGCUCCAUGGCUCUAAUUUCAACAUUUGUCAUCUUAAACAGCAGGUUAGAAUAUAAGGAGUUUAUUCUGACUUUACUUUAGUAAGUGACUAAACACAGCUUUAUUCUGACUUUACUCUAGUAAGUGAUUAAACAUGACUUUAUUCUUGUAAAUUAAUCUCAGUCUUAAUUUUUUCUCUUAAUGUGGCCCUAAUACUCCCUGGUAUAAUAACAUACACCCUUCAGCUAUAUUCUAAUCUGAUACAACUAAAUACAACAGUUCCACUUUUUGUCUUUUUAUAACUUGUUAAAGUCAAAAUGAGUGAAAAUGAUGCACUAUUGUGUGUAGGGCAUAUUGAAAUGUGUUCCUAAUAUUUUGCCUCCUUUAUGAUUGUUAAUGGAGUGGACAAAAUAUAACCUGAGGUUUUAAAAACACUCAAACUAAUCAAGUCGAUAAUAUCCAGUUUAACUGAGGUAGAGUGUCCUAAAAACCAGAUUAUAACACAUUUUGGAUUCCUAUCUUAAUAUCCUGCAGCGGUGCAUGCCACCUUCCCAAAUAUGACCGACAGUAACCCUGGGUGUUGGUGCUCGAUGGUAACCUCUCGCUCAGCAGCAGCAGCAGCAGCAGCAGCAGCAGACAGGCUCCCUCUCUUUGGUGUCUUGGGCUGAGCGGCAUAGCAAGUCUCUGAGACGCGCUCUGAUUGGUCCACAGCGAUCACCUCAUACAAAACACUGGAUUACAAACUCAGGCUGCUGCUGCGUUUGUCUGCAGACACAAAAUGACCACGUUUUAACACUAAAUCACUCAUAAAGUGAAAAGUAGGAACUGUAAAAUAAAGUUUUAAUUUGAGAUCUUAUUGAAAGUGAGAGAAAAUAGAGCACAUCUAUGUCCAGACGUUUGUUGUGAACAUUAUGAUUCCCAUUUUUAUUCAAAAGCAUCUCUGAAUUUAAGCCUUACAGCACAUUUAGUGAAUUUAAAGACAUUUUAAUGAGUCAUAGUUGUUUUACGUGAAUAUUCAAGUCAAUUUGAGCUUUUACAUGUUGGUCAGUUUUCUGCCCCUUCUUUGGAGGACUUUAUCCCACAGUUCCAGGAAUACUAUAAAUAGGAACAACUUUAAGCGUCGACUGUGCUGUACAGUAUAUGUUUACCUGUGGGCCACUAUGUGUUUGUACUGCAUACUAAAGCAAAAAGAAAAUACUCUGGAUAUUUCCCUGUUCUUUAGAUUCAUUUUUUUUGUAUGAUUAAUAUUUUAUUGGAUUUUUUAAUAUCGUACAUUGCAGGUACACAUGUGGCAAAUGUUGUAUAGGUUGUAAACAUGACUUGUAUACAGAACGUAAACAAAUAACUAUGUUAUACAACGCUUACAAUCCAGGAAAUAGAAAAAUAAAAAUAACCACAUGGUAGCCUUUAGAUUCAGUUGUCCUGCUCCUUAUUUUAGUCAUAUUUUUUGUUGUGAUUCUGAAGAAACAUUUGUUUAAACACAUUUUCAGUCAUGUUUGGCUGCUGGAUUGUUGUUAACUGUAUCUUAAACUUUUGGGUGACUCCAUUUUGGGAAAAUUAGUUGAGAGUGAAAUAUAGAUUUAAAAAACUAAUGCAUAGUUGAGAUGUUUUAUAAAUUUUUUGCACAUUUUUGCUCAUACUUACUGAUUUUAGACAUUCUUUUGGUGCCUUUUUAUUUGCAUGAGUUGCCGAUAAGUUGCACAUGCUUUGGCAGCUCUUACGAUAUUACAGACACUGUUUGGUGGGUUUAAUUCAUGGCGAGCUUGUCGGGCUGCAUGACACUAGAAAUAAAACAGAGACUAUGGAAGAGGAACUCUGCACACCUGACUGGGCGACAGGUGUGCUGAAUGAGGGUGAACCAAAAGAAACUAAUACUACAGUGUGUUUUCUCUACGCCAUGGAAAAUUAAACCGUAUGACUGUGGUGUGUUUUUUUUGUGCACACAUAUUCAGCUAAAAAGGAACAUUACGUCUAUUUUCCUCUUACAAAACUGAACUCAUCAGUUAUUUUAACGGCGUUUGGUUCAACUCUUUAAAUCCGACACUAGGUUUGUCUGACAAGAAAAGGGAUGUUUGUCAAAUGGCGGAACAUUUUUUAAAUGAAACCGAAUCUUAUUCUGAUUUAUUUCUAAUAAUAUCGGCGACAAUCGGUGAGUUUUGGCAGAUUACCGAUUAGUCUCCAACUGGCUAAAAUCGGCUCGCCGAUAAAUCGGUCGGGCCCUAGUUUUCCUGUUUCUCCUGAAUCCCGACUACAUCAGAACGGAGUGAAAACACGGCUGUAAAACAAGUUUAAUGUACACACUGAGAGUGACAACACUGGUCAUAAAUUGAAAAUGAUUUCCUGAUCGUUUGCAAUAAUUUCAGAGUUUUGCAAAGGUGUCUUAAUGUGCAGAAUAGCUGUAAAAAUGGAUGUGCAGUCUUCCCAGUUGAAAUCAGAGUUUAUUUGCAUGUUCUGAACUCUGAGGGAUUGAUCCUAAAAACUCAGAAAGUGAUCAGCAGAGUCCUCUUUCAGUUUGUGAUUAUUCGUUCGUCUGUGCAACAGUAACAGCUGGUCUGGUUUCCUUUCUUUCCAGACAUGCUGCAGCUCAUCAGCAACCAAGACAUGGAGUUUGGAGGGCUUUUUGACAACCCUCCAUACACAGCACCUCCUCCAACCCAAGAGCUUCCCAGUUUGACCCAGCCCAUCACCUCAUCCACCCCUCCAACCACCACCACCACUCCUCCAUCCUCAUCCUCCUCCAUCCUCAGCAGCAGUCCCCACCUGGAUGCUCUCCUCGGCCCUCCCAUCACACGGAGUUCAUCCACCCCAGACAAGGCCUUCCAGCCUCCCACGUUUCAGCAGUCCCCUCUGGCCCAGGUGCCCAACACCACCCUGAGGCAGCAGCCGUCAUCGCCUCAGCAGGCGUCAACCCUGAGGCAGCCUAAGGUGGAGCAGCCCCAACCCACUCUCAGCCUGCCCACCCCGGCUCAGACAGCUUCACCUAACAGCUCACCGGUACAGAACCUGACUUUCAGCUCCACGCCGCAGGCUCUCUUUACAUCGCCGGCGCCACAGACUCCACCCCAGGCGCAGACCCAGACACAGCUUCAGCCCCAACAGGCCCGGAGCGGCUACAGCGGCCAGAGCAGCUUCACAGGUGAGCGUCUUAAUCUGAUAGACUUUGCUCAGCUGUGUGAAAAAUGCUCAUUGUGAAUGUACAGACAGUGGCAUAUGUUCAAAGUACAUAUCACACUAUACAUGUACAAUACGUGUACGCGUGUGCAGCCGUGUUCAUGUGGUGACUGAUCGUUUAACAUCACUUCUCCAUCGUCUCUAAUGUAGUUAAAGUUUAUGACUUCUCGAACCCUGAAGCUGUCGGUUUAUCACAGUGGAGCUGAUAAGAGACAGAAGGUGACACACUGAAUGUUGCUGUUAGUUCUCACCGAUGAGACGCCGUCACCUGUUAGCCCACAAACCCAGAGAUAAAGUCCUGCACAGUGACCGGUUUAGACGAAGAUAGUCAUGACCCCCAGAGGUUCACAAAGACGGUCUUUAAACUAAAAUCUAAAAAAUGUGCAUUUUAUUUAAAGGUACAGUGCAGAGAAGUGGAAGUACUGAGUUACUCAAGUUAGGAGUUCAAUAAUUAUCAUCAAGGACCAAUUUAUUUGAAAUAUAUGAUUAAAAAAAAGAGAAGAUUUCAUUUGAACUUGAUUUAUUUCAUGUUUCAUUAUUGACUAGAGGACUAAUGCUGCUACAUCGAGGUGCAUUCUGGGUGAUGAAGUCUUUUUAACCAAAUUAAAGAUUUGGCUAUGAAAUCACACUCUUAAGGUCCUUACACACCGGGAACGACCAAAAUAUACGACACGAAAUUACAAAAUAUUCAGAGCCGAAUUUUCAGAGGCGUGCCUGACUAUACACAUCAAGCGUGAUGCGAUUUUGCGACCUUCCGGGGGGAGACUUUUCCCGGGGAAAGUCCCAUCUCCUUCGCCUCUGAUUGGCUAGAAAAGAUGGAAACAAGCACAUUAUCCUAUGCCUUGUCUGAAUACAAUAUAUUGGCGCUAAAAUAACUUUCAUAGAUGCAGCCAUCUGGUUUCCGCCUCCGAUUUUGCUUUUUUCCGACUUGGUAACGGAAAGGCUGGUAACUCGGGUGUGAAGUCAUUUUCAGCGCCGACAUCUGACUUCUGAGGUAACUCAAUGGCAGCAUAAGAGUGUGAUUUCAUCGCCAAAUCUUUAAUUUGGUUAAAAGGACUUCAUUACCCAGAAUGCACCUCGAUGUAAACAGGAAGUUUAGCAGGGAUUUUAGAGCAAAACAAAAAACGUAGAUGAGGAAGAUUCUACAUAUUGAUCGGGUUCUUGGUUAAAACACGUUCAUGCUCGCCCCUGCUCUCAGUGAAGCUACGGUGGCCUUUAGGGACAAGAAGCUCCUGUCAUACAUGCUACAUAUGAUCCUCCAGAUGUCAAUCAAAUCCCUACAAACUUCUAUCCCGCUCAACAACCCCCGCUCUCUUGGAUAUUUUGUAAAACUCUUCACGACUAAAUCCGUAAACUCCCUUUUUUUUCCAGCUGGCAGCCCCGGCGCUGCGAGCCAACCCGCCGUCACCUUGUCGUCCUCACCUCCAAAUGUCCAGCCAGUGACCAUCCAGGCUCAGAUCCAGGGGCUGACCACUGCCUCCCCUCUCCUGACCACAACAGCAAGCCCACCAGUUCAAACCAUCGCCCCCCACGUCCAGCAAGUACCUGUGAGUUUGUUAGACCAGCGCCAGUGUGUGUGAUCUUUGAGUCCAGUAUCAGUCAGCUGUAUCUCUGAGCUCCUGUGUUUGUAUUUCUCAGGUGUUGUUGCAGCCCCAGUUCAUCAAGGCCGAGUCUCUGCUGCUGACGACUCUGAAGCAUGACCCCUGCAUGGUCACUACCAUGGCGUCUCCAACAUCCCUGGCCUCUACCACGCCGGUUCAGAGCACCUCGCUGCAGGUCAGGACAUCCUGUGCAACACCGCACUUAGCUCACACCACGCCUAAGCUCAUUUGUUUAACUGUGCGACUGUAAGAAGCUCUGACGAACUCGGCGUCUUACUGAGGAAGGAGGGUCUGCAAAAUUCAGUCUAUUGUUGUCCUGAAAAGAGACCACCAUCGGGAUUUUACGGUUUGUUCUAGGUCAUCAUUUUCUCGUCUUUUUUUCUUCAGGCCUUUAUGGGCGGCGGCACCAUCCUGACCACAGUACCCGUCAUGGUGGACGCUGAGAAGCUCCCCAUAAACCGCAUCGCCAUCAGCAGCAAGCCGACCGGCCAGCCGCACAAAGGAGAGAAACGCACCGCUCACAACGCCAUCGAGAAGCGCUACCGCUCCUCCAUCAACGACAAAAUCAUCGAGCUCAAAGAUCUGGUGGCGGGAACCGAAGCCAAGGUUGGAAAGAGUUCCUCGUGAAUCCUGAUCGGUCCAGAUGUUCGUGUGAAGAUAACUUCAUGAUUGUUUGUGUUUGAUUUUCCUUCAGCUCAACAAGUCCGCCGUUCUGAGGAAAGCCAUCGACUACAUCCGCUACCUGCAGCAGUCCAACCAGAAGCUGAAACAGGAGAACAUGGCUCUGAAAAUGGCGGCGCAGAAAAACAGUACGUGCUCCAGACUCCUCUCCUCCGGUCUUGAUUCCAUUACGGCUUUUUCCACGAUUCGUUUCAGCUCCUUGAGCAAAGGUCGUGCGGUCGACCUUUAGUGAUGAGGUCCAUUGAUAGAGAGUGUUAUCCUGAAAACGCUCUCUGAGUUAAGUGGAACUGAAGGAUGAAGGUGUCACCGCCGCUGAUUGACCUCUUAACUGUUUCCCCUUUAGAGUCUCUCAAAGACCUGGUUGCCAUGGAAGUGGACGGACAGGCUGAUGUGAAGACGGAGCUGCCCACCCCGCCUGCCUCCGACGUUGGCUCCCCGACUUCCUUCUCGCACUGCGGCAGCGACUCGGAGCCGGACAGUCCGAUGGUGGAGGACACCAAGGUAAGCGGCGGUCGUACUUCCUCCACGCACACAUCACUCAGCAGGUACAGCGUCUCCAUUUUGACGUCUCUCUUGUCCUGUAUUCGACAGCCGAGCGUGGGCGCCGUAGACAGAUCGGCUGCAGGAGGCAGCGCUGGCGGCAUGUUGGACCGAUCCCGUAUGGCGUUGUGCGCCUUCACCUUCCUCUUCCUCUCCCUCAACCCUCUGGCCGCUCUGCUCUGCUCCUCCGGAAGCAGCUCAGCUGGAAGCGCCGCAGCUGCUGCCACCCAUCACCCGGGGAGGAGCGUCCUCGGAGUGGAGAUCGCAGGUACGAGGUCGAACUUUCCGCUCUCUUAAGUGAUUCAUAUUUUGAUUUUGGAAAAGCCUGAAAACUCGACUGUGAUGAUUCUAAAAUGUGUGGUUUUUUGUAGCGGACUCGUGGGGAUGGAUGGACUGGAUGCUGCCCUCUAUCCUGGUUUGGCUGCUGAAUGGGAUCCUGGUGUCCGGGGUUCUGAUCCGGCUGUUGGUGUACGGAGAACCGGUGACCAGACCGCACUCUGGAUCCUCUGUUUUGUUCUGGAGGCACCGCAAACAGGCUGAUCUGGACCUCGCUAGAGUAUGUUUGUGGUUUUUCAUCGUUUUAUUCCUCUCUUUAGAUAAAAUUACUCAUGUCUUCUUCAUCCAUUCACUCUCUUCUUCUUCGCCGUUACCAGGGCGACUUUGCUCAGGCCAGUCAGAACCUGUGGACCUGUCUGAAGGCUCUCGGUCGUCCGUUACCCAUCUCCCAGUUGGACCUGGCCUGUGCCGCUCUCUGGUCCCUGCUAAGAUUCUGCCUCCAGCGCCUGUGGGUGGGCCGCUGGCUGGCUGCCAGAGCCGGAGGACUGCGGUCAGACCGCCCCCUGCAGGAGGACGCCUGUAAGAGCAGCCGUGAUGCCGCCCUGGUUUACCACCGUCUGCAUCAGCUGCACAUGACAGGUGAGUUGGAUUAGGAGGAAUAUUCACGGGACAGAAACUUGAGUAUCGUGCAUGAACUUCUCCUUCAAAAAUAUAAUAAUAAUAAAGCAUAAAUAAUUAACCCUUUCCUCGUCUUUUGUCUUUUUUUUCUCAGGUAAGCUGAACGGGAGCCACCUGUCAGCGGUGCACAUGGCUCUGAGCGCGGUGAACCUCGCGGAGUGCGCCGGCUCCUGCCUACCUGUGGCCUCUCUGGCUGAAGUUUACGUCUCUGCGGCUCUGCGGGUCAAAGCCAGCCUGCCGAGGAUCCUGCAUUUCACAUCUGUGAGUCCAGAAUGAAGUCCUCUUAGAAAACAGACUGAAGUGUUUAAGUGAAGAGUUUUCUCUGAAUUAAAUUAAAUCAUGACCCUGGGACUCAUGAACCCACAUUCAUCGAACCAAAACAUCGUUAGUGAAGUAAACACUCCUCCCACAUCCCACCAGCGCUGGAAAUGAGAGUGAGAAACUUGACUGAGUGUUUUUUCUCGUGUGUUUUUGCGUUCGAUAGCGUGUGUUCCUGAGCAGCGCCCGCCAGGCGUGCCUCUCGUCCAGCGGCAGCGUGCCUCCGGCGAUGCAGUGGCUCUGUCACCCGCUGGGCCACCGCUUUUUCGUGGACGGCGACUGGGCCAUUCGAAGCACUCCGAAAGAAAGCAUCUACAGCCAGGCCGGGAAUACCGGUAAGCACAGACGUACACGAGGAAAAGUGAAUUUAAAAGCUGAAAUCUUCCUCGAAACAUAGUGAGAGUUCUCAUGUUGAUGGUUUGUUUCUUCUCCUCCAGUGGAUCCUCUGGCUCAGGUGACUCAGGCGUUCAGAGAGCACCUCCUGGAGAAGGCUCUGUACUGCGUGGCGCAGCCGUGUGGAGAGAAGAGCCGCAACCAGGGCGAAGGGUGAGAAAUGCCAAAAAUCCUAAUAUCUGAGUCACGUUUACAGUACGAUUUCACUGCAUUAAUGAUUAUAGUUUAAUUAUAAACCGCUCCGCUCACAGUCAGGUGACUUUACGACCUUCUAUUAUGCGUUUCCUGCAAAGCUUGAAAUAAGCGAUCCCUCUGUGUCUCUCCUCAGAGAGUACGCUGACGCUUUGGAGUACCUCCAGCUGUUGAUCAGCGCUUCAGAUGCUGCAGGUGCGACAUCCCAGUCCUUCGCUAUCGGCUCCAACAUGGCUACAGUGACAGGUGAGACCUCAUGUCCAUAUUUGGGCUCCUUUCCUCGUCUUUCUCCUGCAGCUUGUUCGACGCUCUGAACGCGACACGUCAUUAAAAGCAACAAAAGAAAGUUAAUUUUUAAUCCGAGCAGUCUGAUCUCGCCUCGCUCCACUUCCCUUUUUCCUCACUGAUUGCUGAUCUGAGCAGAAGGGGGGGAGAGCGGGGGUUGGGGGGGUGUCUCGGUGAAGGGGGAGGCAUCCUCCUCAGAUUGCGUCAUCUGUCUUCGGCGCUGUCAAAUCAGCAAUCACCUUGACAGGAGGGAGAGCGGCGGAGGGAGAGGAGGACUUUAAUCUGAGACUUUUCUUGGCAGAGCCUCGGGUUGUGUCAGAAGUCGGUGUGUGUGUGUGUGUGUGUGUGUGUGUGUGUGUGUGUGUGUGUGUGUGUGUGUGUUGCCCAGUGUUAAAUGGAGGAGUUUUCCCACAUGAGGGAGUCGUCAAAAUGGCUGCUCUCUCUCAGCUUGUUUUGACUCUGCCACAGGGGGCAAACAGAUUGAUUCAGAGGUCAAAACACAGACAGCAGCUGCCUCUCUCGCUCUUUCUGUGUGUGUGUGUGUGUGUGUGUGUGUGUGUGUGUGUGUGUGUGUGUGUGUGUGCGUGCGUGCGUGCGUGUGCAGCUUAUGAAACUGGACGGAGGGGGAUUCGGAUCUUUGCGUGCCUUUUUUGUCCGUCGAAUCUUGACUGUUUUGUUCCAACUUCCAGGCUGUGACCCCCACUCCAAGUGGUGGUCCUCUGUUGCCGUGGUGAUCAUCAACUGGCUCCAAGGAGACGAUGCAGCAGCGGAGAGGCUGUAUCCCACCGUCGAGCACCUGCCGCGCAGUCUGCAGAACGCAGAGUGAGUUUGACGUGCAGACACACACAGAGACACACAAAAACAUGCUUCUUUCUUUCUGCUACUCUAACCCGUGUCCUCUCUCUCUCUCUCUCUCUCUCAGGAGUCUUCUGCCCAAGGCGUGUCUGAACACAUUCAGGGCGGUGCGCGCUCUGCUGUCCAAGCCAGAAAACUGCCAGCAGAGUCUGAGCUACAGCGACAAGGCCAGCGCCCUCCUCCGAGACAGCCUCAACCUGGGACCACACUGCCACAGCUCAAGUUUAGACAAGGUACUCACACACACACACACACACACACACACACACUCACACUCAUGCAGGGUGCACGUUAAAGUCACUUUUAUGGAUUGCAGAAGUCAGCAGUUUAAAAUCGCCCAAACACUCGAGCGGAAACCUCCUCUGUGAUCCAGCCGUGUCCUUCCCAGAUGGCGAUUCUUCUCGCACCGUUCGCCGUCUGUGACCAGAGCUGUGGUGCAUUGUAGUUGCAUUGCAUGUGUGUCUCCGCUGAGUGCAAUGUAUCUGCAGUGCAACACAGAGCUGGCUGCUCCCUGCAGAAAGACACGGAAACACGAUUUAUCUGUUUAUGAUCAAACGUUAAAUGAUCAUGUCCAGGUUGACGAAUUCUUCAUUUCCUCUCCAGGUCGUCCAGCUGCUCCUCUGCGACCUCCUCUUAGUGAUGAGGACCAACGUGUGGCGCCUGCAGCAGCAGCAGGGGGUCGGCCCCGUAGGGUCCGGGUCGGUUGGUACCAGCGGCCCAGCGGGCGUCCACCAGGCCUCCCCGCCGGAGCUGCAAGGCUUCCAGCAAGAUCUCAGCUCCCUACGCAAACUGGCGCACAGCUUCAGACCUGCGAUGAGACGAGUACGUAGACCCGGUUCACCCCUCGGAUGAGACUGAGGGAGCGGUUCAGUAUUUUUUACAGAUGCUGAUAGAAGUAAAAAGAUCUACUCCUACAUUUUCACCUAGAAGCUGAAGCUCUUAGAUAUUUAAAUCUAGAGCCGGCAUGUUGGUAUGCACAUCACGCUCGGUCAGCCUGGUAAUGCCUUUUCUUCCUUUUGUUCGAACAUGAAAGCAUAAAGAUUAGGGCGGAGCUUAUCCCCGUGUUAUUGGCUGCUUUAAUCACCAUCCAAGUCCCAUCUUUGAAUUCUGUUUGUUGUCGUGUAAGAUGCUCGAAUGUGUGAAGUCAAAACGCUCCAAAAUAAGAUCAGGACACGUCUUCAGCUCCCUCAUAAAGCGGCGUUUAAAAGACGAACGCUCGGGCGUUCAGGAGCGAGAAAAACACACGGAUACACUUUGUGAGCAGAGCCUCAAAUAUAAAUACUUCUAUGCACAUAUUUGCAGUCGGUCCACGGUGCAAAUCUCUGUGGAAAUUAGCUGGGAGGUGCUGAAACACACACACACACACACACACACACACCCGGAGGCAAAUGUUUAGCAGCGAUGUAGAAAACGUUUCAAAGUCCCUCUGAGGUGAAGCUGAACACUGUAUGACUCAUCAUCACCCCCUCCUCCCUCCUCUCCUCUUCCUCUCUUCCUCUCUCUCUCUCUCUCUCUCUCUCUCUCUCUCUCUCUCUCUCUCUCUCUCUCUCCAGUUGUUCCUCCAUGAAGCUACAGCCCGGCUCAUGGCGGGGGCCAGUCCCACCCGCACACACCAGCUGCUGGACCGCUCGCUGCGACGCAGAGCGACGCCCGGGGCCAAGACAGGUUUGUGGACGCGUCAUAGUCAUCCUUUCUGCACGUCUGCAAAAAGCUUCACUUUUAUAAAUGAUUAAAACUGUAUUCUUGAACUUAUUGCAUCUAUUUAAUCUCAUAAACACCAUAUAGGCGGGUACAUUUAUGAAAAAAAACACCUAACCCUAAAAAAAAUCUAACAAAACCCAGAAUCAUUGAAGUUGGGAAACAUAAAUAAAAACAGAAUACAAAGAUUUGUAAAUCCUUUUCGAACUUUAUUCACUUGAAUACACUACAAAGACGAGAUAUUUAAUGUUCAAACUCAAAAACUUUUUGUAAAUAAUAAUUAACCUUAGAAUUCUAUGGCUGCAACACGCGCCAAAGAAGUUGGGAAAGGUGGAAAAAAAGGCGCCAGUUCUCCUGGUCUAGAAUGAAUACAAAAGUGUGAUGGUCAUUUUAAGGACAUGGGGAGAUCACAUGUGGUGUUUAGGGGUGGUUACAGUAUUUUCUCAUUUACAGAGAGAUAAAAACAGAUAUCCAAAGUCCUUUCCUCCCCCCUUCUGACUCUAGUUUGUCAAGAAGAUAAAACAAGAAUUUUUAAAGAGUCUUUAUCCACUGUUCAGUUUUCGGUUCUGAAAAAAUAUGCAAAUUAGCGCAUAUUUAAUAAGAUAUUGCCUCAUUUACAUAUUCAAACAUAACAUUUGACAAAACUUGUAAUACAAAAAAUAUUUGUCUUAAUGUAAGCUAUAAACUUGGGAAGUUUCAUGGUGAUAUCUGGUAGUUUGAAAUUUUACCCUAUUCAUCUGGGUUAUCUCCCGGGCUUCUUAUUAGAGGAUGACAUUUUUCGGGCUCCGACUCGGCUGCCACUUUUACCUAAAAUAAAAAAAUGCAACGUUUUUUCAACAUGUUUGGUUUUAUUCAAACGGGAGCGGGACAGGAGGGGGAGUAAUUUUGAGUGGGAGCGGGAUGGGAGUGGGAGUCAUUCUACGGGAGUGGACAGGACAGGAAUAAUUUUUUUUUAAUUUGGUCCGGGAUCGGGACGGGAUUUUUUGCUCUGGGAGUGGGACGGGACAGGAGUGAAAAUCUGCUCCCGUGUCAUGCUCUACUUCCUACCCAUCAUGGAUGCCAUCAUAAAAAUGACACCUUUCUAGUAGUCAAACUUGGGUAAACUUUUAGUUUGUUAUUAAGGACAUCUAAUACCAUAAAAGAAACAGCUUAAAAACCUUUAGUUAGAAUUUUUUUGGGGUCAAGUCACAUUUGUACCUGACUAAUAACUAAUAUAGGAACUAUGAUCACCUCGCUCUAACUGUAGACGCCGCCUGAGUCCGAGCGUUAGUUUCUAGAUUUGUGUUCAGUUUCAACUUUUUAAGUAAAACUUACAGUGAGCUGAGAGGCGCUGAAUUGCUGUAAUCAGCGUCUCUAAUCAACUUCUCAUCCAUUUCGCCCAAUUGUUCCCAACACUAAAUCCCCUCAGUAAUUAAACCAGGAGCUGCCUCCGCCUGAUUGGCUGUCAGCGGCUGGCAGCGCGGAGAGCUCACCGCGGUAACGAGAUUGUUGUUUUGUUUUUGUGUGCACGCAGAAGAGUGCGAGACGCGGCCCGGCCAGCGGGAGCAGGCGGAGGCGGUGAUGCUGGCGUGCCGCUACCUCCCCCCUUCCUUUCUGUCGGCGCCGGGCCAGAGGGUGGGCAUGCUGGCCGACGCGGCCCGCACUCUGGAGAAGCUGGGAGACAAGAGGACCCUCCACGACUGCCAGCAGAUGAUCAUCAAGCUGGGCAGCGGCACCACCGUCACCAACAGCUAGAAGGGAGGGAGGGAGGAGACCUGGGGGAGGGGCGGGAGUCAUGCAUGGAUGCUGUACAUGGAGACACUGUAAAGAAGCCCCCCGCAGACACACAACCACACAGUCUGAGAUUUUGGUGCGCAGCUACUGAACCGAUUCACCACACUAACACCCUUUCAUAUCGAAACAGUCCAGAUUCGCUCUCAUGGAUUCUCCCACAUCCCCCAACCCCACAUCAGGAGGCACUUGUAGAGUUCACGCUCAUGUUGCUGUGGAUUUGUCCCCAAAUUGAAGAAGCAUUUUCUCUCUUAACCCCUCUCUUGAGAAUGCAUUGCAGUGCCACGGUUUGACCACAGAGAGGAGCCAUCACAGCUCCGUGUGAAUGAUGUAUGUGUGAGUGAGGCAUGACAGAGAAACACUCGCCCUGAAUCUAUUCAGCAAAACUCCCGCCCUUAAUCCUUUCGACGUAAAUGCACCUUCAACGGACGGAGCGAUCUGAUUGGCUGCACAGGGAUGCGUUUCUUAUUAUGUGGGAGGAAGAUGACCAAAUUCGGACUUGGUUGCUUUUCGCUCCGACCUUGAGCUUGUAUGGCGGGAAGCCGCUCCUCGGAUUGUUUGAGUUGAUUUGAAUCAUGUCUCGCCGCCGCCGCACAAGCUCUGUGACUUUUUCUGCACUAGCCCCCCCAAGGCUGAUUUCAGUGAGAUGAGUAAAAAUAUGGCUUUAUGUUAAUUUUCAUUCAUCAGAGGUUGUUUUCUUUCUUUCUUUUUUUGCUGUGUACAUAUUUUAAAAUGUAUUUAUAAUCUGUAUGAUCAUGGAUUAAGCAGUAUUUUGCAUAAGCAGAGUGAUAAAUGCUUAUUUGUUCUUUUUUUCUUUGGUAGCUUUCAACUGGGCCCAAAUUAUGAAGUUACUUCACUGCUGCCAUGGCGAUAAGUGUCAAACUGAUAGUAUCAUGCUGUUGCAGUCCGACUCAGUCGCACACAUAAGCGACUACAGUAACAUAAGAAUCAUCAGAGUCCAAACAACAAUAAUAACCCAGACAGAAACACGAACCUUUUUUGGUGCUUUUUUUCAUCAAGUUACUCGAAUCAUGGAGCCAAUUCUAAAAUAAUCCACCACCAUGAUUGUUUCCAAAGAGGGCCUGUAGUGAAUUUUCAGUGUUUUCUUUGUAACUUCAACAUAAAGAGCAAUAUUUGCUCUCUCAGUCAUCAUCGUUUCAUACGCCUGCAGAACCACCGUGUUUUUUUAGAGGACUGUAAACAAAAAAGAAAAGUUUUCAGCAUGUGUUUUCGUCCGAGGACCAGUAUGUUUUUAUAGAGCGUCACUAAUGUGAAACAGCGAAAGUCAAGAGAAUGGGGUUGAAUGAGAUGUAACAUGUCUAAAGGUGUUAUUCACACGUGUCCUUUUCAUGGACACUUUUUCAUCUCUUCCUUAUUCUUUUACUUUCGACCUUUUAUGAUGUAAAUAUUAAAGCAUUUUGUAAAGAAGAACACAGCGUCUCCUGUUGUGCUUUCCUUUUCUGAGUGAGUGUAAUCUCACAUAAUGAGGGGGAGAACAGAAAGAAAAAACACAGUCCCCCCUCCGAUCAGCUUAAAAUUAUGCAUUUGGGUCAUGUGCGGAGAUGGAAAAUGGGGCGAAAGUUUUGCAGCAUGUUCCGGGGGUUUCUAUUUUUGGGGGGAAAAUGCUGGUGUGGAAUAAUAUUUUGGUGUCUCCCGAAACAAACUUUUUCUUCAGAUGCUGGGAGGGAACACCAAACCUGUGAAAGUUAAUCUCAAUUCCAGAAGAGUUGGAUGAAACAGAAUUUGAUAGUUUGCAAACAAAACGUAUUUAUUGCUUAAUCAAAAACUGCAAAGUCUUUUGAAGGCUGCCAUCUAGUGAGCGUUGCAUAUUACAUAUUCUCCCAAAGGUGCUGCGUUCCAGUUGUACUUGGAAGUCGGAAUUUCUGAGCUCCGAGUUGGAUAUUCAUCUGGAAAGACCCCCUAAAGUCGGAUUUCCGACUUGGACGUUUUUUGUUUUUUUCUUUUUUGCCAUUAUUACAUUUUACAAUAUACCGUUAUAACUAUACCAGAAAAAAAAAAAAAAACGUAGGACAACAUCAACAAGACAAAUAAACAAAAAACAAACACCAGAAACAUCGAAAAUAAAUACCAGGUAAGAAGUAAGAGAAAAGAUGCGUCGCCCUGACGAUUAACGAUCCUUACAAUAUUUGUCCAAAACUGCAAUUCGGAAUCUUUUUUUUUAAUUAUUUUUAUAUUGUCAUUAAAUUUUACAAUAUACCAUUAUAAAUAUACCAAAAAACAAACAAACAAGCGACUCAGAAAGUUGAACGAUCCUCGCCAACCCCAACUUGACGAUGUCAUAAUCCAAGAUGGCAGCAACCGAAUCGCAAAGCUACCAUUCUCUCGUGGGUGGUUUUUCGGGGCGUAGUGGGUUUCCUGUGGUAGCCGAAGCUAACACUACACCGGCAUCCUCCAGUUCAACUUCAUAUCGACUUAGGCACAGCAUGGCCAAAACCAAAUAUCACAUUAAAAAGUUUACAAAGCGAAAUUAAACAGUAACCUUUCCACUUACUUCUUUGCUCGUCUUCUCGCCGUCGCCUUCUGUGGCUCGAUCGUAAAACACUGAUGCAUCAUCAUUAUUGGUUCCUGGCAGCUCAUUUCCAUACUUACAUUGUGGAUUUUUUUAUUUGCAUCCUUUUAUUUUCGCAGUAAGUGUUUUUUUUUUGUUUUUUUUUUAUGCAUCACCAAUUUUUUUUUUUUGCAGCGGCUUUUUUUAAAAUCUGCACCAUUUCUUUUUUUUUUUGCGUUGGUACCCUCUGUUGUGACUUCUUUUUUUUUUUUUUUGCAUUCUUUUUUAUUUGCAGCAGUGGCGGUUUUCGGCCACCGUAGCAUAGUAUACACAGUCCAUGAUGGAAUCAAGUGUGUUUAUGUCAGUGCGUGUUCAGUAAAGACAAAAAGAGCAGGCGUUGGUCGUAGCAGCAUUGAAAGGUGCUGGUAUAUUUGACAUUGGCGUUACAAAAAACAUUUCAAACAAAGUGAUGCUGUGUCAUCGAUUCCAAACAAAGAGACAUGAAAAUCAAUAAAACGGCAUGCUCCAACUUAAGACGAGUGACAUUCCCAAAAAAGGUCGUUAUUUUUUUCAUCAAUGGAUUCUUUUAAUAACAUUUUAUAAGCAAUAACAUAUUCCAUUUUAUAGAAAAUAAACAUCUCUAGGAAAUACUAUACACAAUUAUAUUAGUACAUCACAUCUUACAUUUAAACAGCAUCAAAUACUUAUAUACACCAUUAAAUAAUGAGCUUCAUAAAAGAGAGAGUUUGGUGUGGCGUUUUUGCACUUUCUUUUAUGCUCUAAUACUUAAAUAUGUCUCCUUUUGAUAUGACCAGUACUUUUACUGAGCCCGCUGUGCGCUGGGCGUUGUUACAUAGCAUGGAAGAGUGAGAGAGGCUACAUUUGAGAUACACAAACAGACAGGUGUGUGAUGACAUCUGGACUGAAUGAAGAACUUUCUGCACUGCUGUGGGAGGUGAAAUAUUCACACGUUAUGUUCAUGUCGAGCGUUAUGUAGGUAAUACUUCUGAACUGUACAUAAAGAUAUGAAGUGAGACGACCUGACCUCCUCCCUCGGAGUCC